This is a messenger RNA of Caenorhabditis remanei, 1704 nucleotides long. RefSeq lists its product as uncharacterized. The transcript has 6 exons. Gene Ontology annotation, cellular component: membrane. NCBI's taxonomy places the organism in Eukaryota, Metazoa, Nematoda, Chromadorea, Rhabditida, Rhabditidae. The record is from RefSeq and is a predicted model, not a curated record. The coding region runs from base 1 to 1704 and encodes 567 amino acids.
AUGCCAGCCUCAUCGUUUCAAAGUAAUGGGGUCUCCAUGACAGUACCCUCUUCUCCACAAUACAUCCCUGCUAAUGGCGCCCCGAUAGACCAGUCUGCUCCGAUCCCACCACCACCACCACCACCGGCGGUGAAUAGCGCCGGAGGUUUGGACCAGUUGGAAAUGAUCAACGCGCCGGAUAAUAAGGUGGACAAGAGUCGAGAGAUCACCCCCUACCCUGGUUACAUUCCUCCUCCACCACCUGCCGCCUCCUUCCCAACUCUCAUCGACAAUUCAGACCUCCCCCCGCAAUCUCGUGUCAACCAGCAAUCCUCCAACACGUACCGCUCGGAGACCCCUCUUCAAAUCCUGUCUUCAGAUACCCGACGUGACUUUUCGUGUCCUUCUGAACUCACCUCCAUCACUGAUUUCCUGACAUGCGUCCGCCGCUUGUCUACAGUAACCCUGGAUGAGCACAAUAUGCUGUGUGAUUUCGAAAAGGACUCCGGGUGUCGAUUCAAAUCGAUUUCCAGUCCAUUGAGUGUUGGAAACUUCCCGAAUGCUGAUCACUAUCGGACGUUUGCUAGUUUGGCGGGACGUCCUGAGGAGGAGCAGCCAUCUGGAAAUUUUGUGUUCUUCAUUGAGCAUCGGGGCACCGACGCCGAGGACGAGUUCAUCAUGUCCACCCCAAUAACAUGUCAAAAAGGGAACGGAGUUCUGAAAUUCAACUAUUGGAUAGUGGGACAACAAGACAAAGUGAUGCUCAGGGUGUGCACCCAGAAUCAUCUCUCGAGGUCUUGCACCCAAUCCAUCGCCUAUAACGCCCCGAGUGCCUCCAUCGCCAUCGAAGUCGUCCAUCCGAAUUCCACGUUUUUCGAGUUGGAAAUUGUGGCCUCGAAUCUUGUGGACCCUGCUGUAAUUGUCUAUGAUAACAUUGAGUAUAAAGCAGAGCUGUGUGAAUGGGAUCAGCAAAAAGUGACGGAGGAUACUGUAGAUGAGAAGCCGAUCGCGUCGGUUGACUCGUUUUUUGAGGCGGAGGAGAGGGAGGAGUCUAAGGAAGAUCCAUCUGGGGAGCAGAAGAAAGGGGAAAUUUCAGAAGAGAAAUCAGAGUUAUUGGCGAACCCCGUGCCAACGAGACCGAUUCGAUUGUCACCGAGAAGAGCGGAGAUGGAGCAACUAAUCUCCGAGCUCACCGAAGAGGGGCGUGGCUCCGAAGUUAUCGAGGACUCAGAGGAUCGAGAUGAACCGCAGACAGUUUGCAAGUUGUUAAAUUGCAAUUUUGACGAGAACAUGUGUAAUUAUAAUAAUUACGUGAAUGACAGUAUGAACAUUGCCAACUGGCAACUUGGGAACAAUCGGAUCGGCAACCCGCAUACAGGAGUGAGAGAGGGCAGUGGCUUCCUGUACGUGGGCACCGAUAGCUCCGCCAACUCGAAACUUGUCAACUACAUUCUUGAAUCGCCUGACCUCUCCGUCGACGAGGACUUCCACCUGACGAUGGACAUCUACCGUAGAUCAAAUGACAUCACUCUCCAAAUCUGCAUAGACACACCAUUCUACUGUCCCUACACCAUAGAUCCAUUCGACAAAGAGACGAAUUGGAUGGAGGGACAGAUGUUCAUGAUUCCAAAGGGGACACUCAAAGUUUAUAUAAAAGCGAUUCAGUGGAAACGAUUCAAGUGGUUGGCUAUUGAUAAUUUGAAAGUGACUUCUAACAAGUGUUAA